This is a messenger RNA of Rhagoletis zephyria (snowberry fruit fly), 1429 nucleotides long. RefSeq names its product hemicentin-1-like. Gene Ontology annotation, cellular component: neuron projection membrane. The record is from RefSeq and is a predicted model, not a curated record. NCBI's taxonomy places the organism in Eukaryota, Metazoa, Arthropoda, Insecta, Diptera, Tephritidae. Gene Ontology annotation, biological process: synapse organization.
UGGGACUUCCCGAGGAACUUUAGCAGUGGAAUGCGAAACCGAAAUAGGAGUAGCACCAGUGUGUUAGGACGAGGCAAACAGAAAUUGUAUUGCCCAAGUCUUAACCCUUAUGUGUUUAUAAGAACCAAAUUUAGUUUUAAGUGCUAUUAUAUGUGUACAUGCCAUUUUUAAAUUAAAUCCAAACAAGUACGAAAUGUACAAGUGAAAACGUCGCCACUAAUGCGCAUGUGCCAUUACCAGGCUCUUGUCUAUGUCAAGGAAGUAUUAUGUGCAUUUUAUAGUAAAAGUUUCUGUUGUGUUAAAAGCAAAAGUAUGGCCUGCGACCUGAUGAAACUGAAAUAGUUUCACAUUUGCAAGAGAAAAAUAAAAUGUUUCGCAACUCAAAAGCAAUUUGUGGUCUAGCUAUAAUUUUUAUAUUUUUUCACAGAACAAUCGACUGUCAAUAUGUGUAUAUUGAUCAUAGCCAACAAAUCAACGGGUCAGAGCUCGUACAAAAAUCAAGGGGAGCCGAGGAAGCGUUUGAUUCAUUGGGGGAAACAUAUUUAAAAAGCCAUAGACCGCUUGAUAGAGGACCCUACUUCGAUACAUCGGCUACGAAAAAUGUAACAUCGUUGGUUGGUAAAACAGCGCAUUUAAAUUGCCGCAUUAAGAACCUUGGAAACAAAACAGUUUCAUGGAUCAGGCAUAGGGAUUUGCAUCUACUGACAGUGGGCGAAAGCACAUAUACAUCCGAUCAGAGGUUCACUUCUAUAUACAACAAGAUAACUGGAGACUGGUCACUGCAAAUAAAAUUCCCGCAAAUAAGAGAUUCCGGGGUUUAUGAAUGUCAAGUUUCCACAACGCCGCCCGUUGGCUAUACAAUGGUGUUCUCUGUCGUUGAACCCAUUACAACCAUACCCGGCGGUCCAGAAUUAUACAUCGACAUGGGAUCAACAGUUAAUUUAACUUGCAUUGUUAAACAUCUACCAGAUCCCCCUUUAACAGUGCACUGGACACAUAACAACGAGGAAAUAAAUUACGACUCACCACGGGGCGGAGUUUCUGUCAUAACUGAGAAAGGCGACAUAACAACGUCCUAUCUGCUUAUACAAAAAGCAAGAAUUUCAGAUUCAGGCAGAUAUUCUUGCUUACCAUCCAACGCAAAUUCUAAAUCGGUAAACGUGCAUGUUCUAAACGGCGACCAUCCAGCUGCUGUACAACGUGCUGGUGAUUCAUUGAAAUAUUGUAGCAAUUUAAUUGUUGUGUUAAUUGUGAGUCGUAUAAUCUAUAUAGUACAUUAAUUCUUGUAUGUUUGUAUGUAAUGUAUCGCAAAAUUAAAUAUUUCUUACAUUGUUAUAGAUUCGAAAAAUUUUAUAGAUAUUUAAUGGAAUAUCAUUGUAAAUUAAAGAUGCAUUUUCUAUGUAAAUAUAUACUUUAUCUGAUCUAUUAA